This is a messenger RNA of Nothobranchius furzeri (turquoise killifish), 975 nucleotides long. The record is from RefSeq and is a predicted model, not a curated record. Lineage: Eukaryota; Metazoa; Chordata; Actinopteri; Cyprinodontiformes; Nothobranchiidae.
CUGUGUGAGAGGAAAAAUAUAAAGUCCUAGACUCAAAGGAGCUGAACACAGACUGAAGCAGGAUGGAGAAGAUCGUCUUCAGAGUGAUCAUUGUUGCAGGUGUAUGCUGUCUGUCUGCCAAACACGUCCAUAUCCAAAAAUACAUUUCUUGGGCUGAUGCUCGAAAGUACUGCCAAGCUAACUUCAUCAACCUUUCACCUCUCACCAGUCAGCUGGAGGAGCAGGUGUUCAGAGACACAAUGGGUGAAGAAGGCAUUAGAGGAUGGAUCGGUCUCUACUGGGAUCAAGUCAACAGCUCAUGGAAAUGGUCAGGAGGUGACAUUUUCAGGUCUUGGACAGAUAUCUACAAAGACAUGAAUUCUGAUGAUAAACUACCUGCAGACAAUCUACCUAAAGCAAAUAACAUUUUGUGGACCAGAAACAAAUGGAUUUCUCUAGAUGGUACUUCCACCCAUAGGUUUUUCUGUUUGAACCUGACUGCAGUCCAGCAGGAGAAGACCUGGGAGGAGGCUCUGGAGCAUUGCAAUGAGAACCACUCCAACUUCACCAGCCUGCUCUCUAAGACUGAGAACCUUCUGGCUAUGAAUGAGAUCAAUAAAACUGGCAUCAAUGAGCCGGUGUGGAUCGGUCUGCGUUACCUUGGAGACAGAUGGCUGUGGCUGAACGGUGACCCUCUGGUGUACCAGGCUUGGUCCCAACGAGGAGACCAGGACCAGCUGUGUCCAGUGACGAGACGCUGUGGAGCUUUAACCAAAAACGGAACGUGGGAGAACCGGGACUGUCAGGAGAAACUCCCCUUCAUCUGUGCCUGAGUGUCUCCAGUUGCUGAGUCUCAUCCUGAGUGUGAACUUAAACCUCCAGCUGCCGUUCACCUUCUCAAGAAGCUUCCUGACUCUAAAAUAACAGCAUGUAUGGAUUUUAGCUUAAAACUUUAAUUACAGCGGUUGUAGUAGAUCCUGUACUCACUAAUAAACU